AUGUCACACGCUACAGAUAACACAAGUGUUGAUUCAGAAAAAGUUAGAGAUUUCGGCGAUGAUUUACAACACCACCCAACAAGAAGUAUUCUUAACAAGAUCCGUUCAAGAGAAUCUGGCGACUUGAAAAGUUUGGUGUCAAACAAGGGUGUGGAAAGGAUAGUCUCAGACUUACAAGAAGGGGCCGGCCAGUUAGGGCCAUUGGAACAGCCAUACGAUAUCCAUAAGGUCGAGACCCACCCAGACCCCCACACAGAUUACAACGACGCUGAUCCAUGGAAGUACCCCAUCGAUCAAGACUCGGGUUUACGUUUGGUGGAUUGGACUCCUGGCGACAAGCACAAUCCGAAAAACAUUUCCAAAGCUAAAAAGUGGCUCUACACUAUGGUGUUGGGUGCAGUUUGUUUUGUCGUCGCUUUAGGGUCUGCCAUUGUCACGGGAGACAUGGAACGACCAGCACAAUAUUUUGGCGUUUCUGAAGAAGUUAUAAUCUUGGCAUCGGUGACUGUAUUUGUCAUUGGGUUUGGUGUAGGGCCAUUAGUGUUUGCCCCAAUGUCUGAAGAGGUGGGCAGAAAACCUAUUUAUGCUGUAACCUUGUUUGUUGCAGUGGUAUUCAUUGUCCCUUGUGGGGCCGCCAAAAACAUCGGCACCUUGAUUGUUUGUCGUUUAAUCGAUGGUAUUGCAUUCAGUGCUCCAAUGACAUUGAUUGGUGGGUCAUUAGCAGAUAUUUGGGAAGGGCCAGAAAGAGGUACAGCCAUGGCCAUCUUUUCUGCCGCCCCAUUCUUAGGGCCAGUGUGUGGGCCAAUCUUUGGUGGAUUAUUAUGCGACCACGCUCCAACCUGGAGAUGGAUAUACUGGACAUUCUUGAUUGUUGCUGGCAUAUUCUACGUGAUAUUCAUUGCCAUAGUACCCGAAACCCAUCACGGUAUAUUGUUAAAAAAGAGAGCAAAAAAAUUGAGAAAGGAUACUGGCGACUCACGUUAUAGAUCAUUUAACGAAUUGCAAAUCAGAACCUUUGGCGAGGUCGCCAAAACAUCCCUCUUACGUCCAUUCGUCUUGUUAUCAGAGUUGAUUGUCUUUUUGAUGACAAUCUAUAUGGCCAUUUGCUACGGUUUGCUUUACAUGUUUUUCUUUGCCUACCCAAUUGUCUACCAAGAAGGCAAGGGCUGGUCUGCUUCAUUGACGGGUGUCAUGUUUAUCCCCAUCGGCGUAGGCGUAAUCAUUGCUACCAUUGCCGCCCCAUUCUUCAACAAGGACUACAACAGGCGUGCACAAAAGUAUAGAGAUAGAGGUGAGUUGCCACCACCAGAACUAAGAUUAAUCCCCAUGAUGAUUUCGUGCUGGUUUGUUCCAGUCGGUCUUUUCGCAUUUGCUUGGUCAUCCUACCCUUGGGUAUCCUGGGCCGGUCCAUGCUUCUCAGGAUUGGCAGCAGGAUUUGGGUUCUGUUGCUUAUACAACCCCGCAAACAACUACAUUGUCGACUCAUACCAACACUACGCUGCGUCUGCUUUGGCCGCUAAAACAUUUGUUAGAUCCAUCUGGGGUGCAUGUGUGCCCCUCUUUACCAUCCAAAUGUAUCACAGAUUAGGCGACGAAUGGGCAACUUCCCUUAUGGCAUUCAUCUCCUUAGCCUGUUGCGUCAUCCCAUACUUAUUCUUCUUCUUCGGGGCAAAAAUCAGAACCUUCUCCAAAUACGCUUAUACCCCAUAG
Candida dubliniensis CD36 is the source of this 1710-nucleotide messenger RNA. RefSeq names its product MFS transporter (gene NAG4). Gene Ontology annotation, biological process: transmembrane transport. Gene Ontology annotation, molecular function: transmembrane transporter activity. Bases 1 to 1710 code for a protein of 569 amino acids. The transcript has a single exon. The record is from RefSeq and is a predicted model, not a curated record. Lineage: Eukaryota; Fungi; Ascomycota; Pichiomycetes; Serinales; Debaryomycetaceae.